ACAGCACCGUUGUUGGCACUGAAAGCAGCAUCAUGACAGACAAGUUGGCCAGUCAGCGCGCCAUCGCAGACGCGUACUUUGCGGCCACAGCGGCGCCAUCGUGGACUGCCGAGGUAAAGAACGAGCUGGAGACCUUCCUGGCCCACCAGACAAGCAUCGGUCGCUGCGUCGUCGUGGUCACGUCCGGCGGCACGACCAUUCCGUUGGAGCGUAACACCGUGCGCUUCAUCGACAACUUCUCGACAGGAUCUCGAGGCGCGUCCUCGGCCGAGUACUUUGUCAAGUUAGGGUACGCCGUCGUGUUCCUCCAUCGGCCUGGUUGCGUCAUGCCAUUUGCGCGCCACUUCCAAAAGUCUAUGGGGCGCGAUAUGAGUUUCCAGCUCCUGGAGCAUCUCGCCAUGGCCAAAGAUGGACACCACAUGGAGAUCUCCAGCGACGAUCGCGUGAGUCAAGCUAGAUGUGUGGACGCGCUCAAGAGCUACAAGCAAGCCAAGCAGCUCAACAUCCUGCACCCGAUCUCAUUUGUGUCUGUGAACGACUACUUUUACGCGCUCCAACUGGUGGCGGCGGCGGUGGCCCCUCUCAAGGAGCGCGCCGUCUUCUACCUCGCCGCCGCCGUCAGCGACUUUUACAUCCCCGACGCGGAAUUGGUCGAGCACAAGAUCCAGUCCCACGCCACGGUGGACCAAGGGCUGUCGUUGCAGUUGCAAAACGUGCCGAAAUUGCUGGGGUUGCUGCGCCACGUGUGGGCACCAGACGCGUUCUACGUGUCGUUCAAGCUUGAAACCGACGAAACUAUCUUGAAGCAAAAGGCGCAGGCGUCCAUUGACAACUAUGGCAUGCAUUUGGUCGUGGCGAAUGAACUCAAGACUCGGUUCGACCAAGUGUGGCUGAUCACAAAAGAUGCCCAUACGCGGCUCGACAAGCCCGAAGACGACCUCGACAUUGAGCUGGCCCUGACCAACGCCGUGUCGGAGAUGCAUUAUGGCUUCCUCGCCAGUCGCCAUGUGCACUUGCCGACGUCGUUGCCGCCUGCCGCCGCUGGCACCAAGCCCUGGGACGCCCCGUUGCGUACGCUGAAUCAAGCGGUGGACGAACACAAACACGAAAUCGUCGCAGUGCUCCUCGGGGGAGCUAUCUCCAUGUUGAUUCAUCUCGUCCAGAGACAAUAUUUGAAGUAAUAACUACUUCUUUUGGUCGUGAA
Molecule: messenger RNA, 1204 nt
Organism: Aphanomyces astaci
Lineage: Eukaryota; Oomycota; Saprolegniomycetes; Saprolegniales; Verrucalvaceae
Exons: 7
Coding region: 33-1181 (382 amino acids)
Biological process (GO): coenzyme A biosynthetic process
Cellular component (GO): cytoplasm; nucleus
Molecular function (GO): phosphopantothenate--cysteine ligase activity
Source: RefSeq, a predicted model, not a curated record